Molecule: messenger RNA, 1251 nt
Organism: Besnoitia besnoiti
Lineage: Eukaryota; Apicomplexa; Conoidasida; Eucoccidiorida; Sarcocystidae
Product: putative GAMM1 protein
Exons: 5
Coding region: 1-1251 (416 amino acids)
Cellular component (GO): nucleus; cytoplasm
Source: RefSeq, a predicted model, not a curated record
AUGACGGCCUCAGCAGACGCAGCUCGCCGCCCGGUCAUCGGCACGCACAGCGGCAAGUUCCACUUGGACGAGGUGUUUGCGACCACGAUGCUUCUCAGUUUGCCCGAGUACCAGAACGCCCGCGUGGUGCGAUCUAGAGAGCCGGCAGUGCUCGCCACCUGCGAUAUCCUCGUGGACGUCGGCGCGGAAUACGAUCCCGAGAAGCGCCGAUUCGAUCACCACCAGAAGAGCUUCACCGCAACUUUCUACGACGAGGGUCCAAAGUCUCAGCCAGAAGCCGCUGAAGGGGCUGGCUGCGACGGCAACGCAGAAGGCGCUGGAAAGGACGAGGCUGCUUCAGGAGACGUAGCCGCGACGAACGGGCACAAGGAGCCGGCAAAGAAAGCCGUGACCAAACUCAGCAGCGCCGGCCUCAUCUACAAACACUUUGGAAAAGAAGUGCUGCGCCACCGAUUUGGGGUGACAUGCCCAACUUUGCUCGAGUGCGUGUACCAGCGUCUUUACACGUCGUUCGUCGAGGCCGUGGACGCCAACGACAACGGCGUGUCCAUUGUGGCGGAUGGGAGCCCGCUGCUUUAUAAAGACAGCACCAAUCUCAGCAGUCGCGUGUCGCGCUGCUACCCGCCUUGGAACUUGGAGGAUCUGCAGGCGAAGCCGAAUCUGAAACGCCUUCGCACGGAAGAGGCAGCUCUCUACCCCGCCGACGUCGAAGGCGGGUCGCCUGAAGAGGUCGCCGGCUUCAAGAAGGCCAUGCAAAUCGUCGAUUCGGAGUUUGAAGACGCCGUCAGUUCCAUCGUCGACGUGUGGCUCCCCGCCAGGCAGGUCGUCGAGGACGCCAUUCAGGAGCGAGCCGCUAUCCACCCCUCGGGCCAAAUCAUCCAGCUGAAAAAGUGGUGCCCGUUCCAGGAGCACCUUCAUGAGAUUGAAGACGAGCUCCAUCUGACUUCCCCCAUUCUGUACUGCCUCUACCCUGACAUCAAGGACGGGGUUACGCAAGGAUGGCGAGUGUAUGCAGUGAAUGAGAAGGAUCAAUUGUUCAAGUCGCGUUUGCCUCUGUCAAAGAAACUUCGAGGUCUGCGCGACAGCGAACUGGGCAAUGCCGUUCUCGCCAACGCACACACCACAGACGCGGAGAAUAUGAAGUCCUCCGACUUCAUUCACUGCCACGCCACUGGAUUCAUAGGGGGCGCCAAGACAUUCCCUGCAGCUAUGGCAAUGGCGACGCUGACAAUGAAGGAGGCUGACAACUGA